Messenger RNA from Paramecium octaurelia, 1322 nucleotides. The record is from the annotation of a GenBank genome assembly. NCBI's taxonomy places the organism in Eukaryota, Ciliophora, Oligohymenophorea, Peniculida, Parameciidae.
UAUGCCUAAAUCUCAUUCAUCAUCUUCUUCGGGGUCAUCCUCUUCAAGCGAAGAGAAGAAGAAAGUGAAAGAUAUUAAUUAAAGGAAGUCAAAGAGUUAAAAGUCAAGGGAGAGAUCAAAGGAAAAAUCAAAGGAUAGAAAAACUAAGGAGAAAACUAAGGAAAAGAAAGUGAAGAAUCUUCUUCUUGUUUAGAAUAUCUCAAGAAAUGUCACUUAAGAUAUUCUACAUGAAAUAUUCUCAACUUAUGGAAAGUUAACCAAUGUAGAAAUGUAGUUCGAUGAAUAAAAUAAUAUGCUUCCGCUUCUGUUUGCUUUUAUAACAUACAACGAUGAAGGCGAUGCUUCCCAAGCCACUUAAUACAUGCACAGAGCAAUUAUCGACGGAAAGAAGAUUAAAUGCUAAAGUCUUGGAUUAGAUAGAUAAAAGUAAUAUUAAAAUAUUAAAGUAGAUAUUAUACAGAGAAAAUUAAAAAAGAAAGAUUAGAUAAACUUAGGCAAAGAGAAAUCAAAAAGGAACGAGAUUUAAGAUAAAAGGAAGAACAUGCAAAAGCUAGGAUUAGAGAAGAUAAAUAGAAAAAUGAAAAUAAGGAAUUCGACAAAGAUAAGGAAAAAGAUAAAGAAAAGGAUGUCCAAAAAAAGGAUCAAGAAUAAUAACCAGAAUAAUAGAAAUAAAAAGAAAAAGAUACUAAUAAAGAUAAAGAAAGGGAAAAGGAAAGAAAAGAGAAAGAAAGAGAAAAAGAAAAGGAAAGAGAAAGAGAGAGGGAAAGAGAAAAGGAAAGAGAGAGAGAAAGAGAAAAAGAGAAAGAAAGAGAGAGGGAAAGGGAGAGAGAAAGAGAAAGAGAGAAAGAAAAAGAAAGGGAGAGAGAAAGGGAAAAAGAAAAGGAAAAAGAGAAGGAAAGAGAAAGAGAAAGAUAAAGAGAGAAAUAAAAACAAAAAGAAAAAAGAGAAAAGGAAAAGUAAGAAAGGAUUGAAAGGGAAAAAAAGAAGAAAUAGCAUUCAUCAAGAAGAAGAUCUUCAGACAGAUAUCAUAAAAGAUCAAGUUCAAGAAAGAGACAUGCAAAAAGAAGAUAUACUAAGAGAUCAAAAACACCUGUAAUAUUAAAGAUAUAUUAAAAUAGAAAAGAAAAUAAAAUAGGAGGGAAAGUACUUCAAGUUCAUCAUCUGAUUCUUCAUCCUCUUCAUCUUCUAGUGGAAGUUCUAGUAGCAGUAGUAGUAGUGGAUCUUCUUCUUCUUCGCAAUCAGAAGAUCAAAAAUAAACAAACUAAAACUAGAAAAAGACAUCUUCAAGUAGUUCUUCAAGUGACUCUGAUAGUUCAUCUUGA